Messenger RNA from Microplitis demolitor, 3803 nucleotides. Its product is annotated as very low-density lipoprotein receptor. The record is from RefSeq and is a predicted model, not a curated record. Lineage: Eukaryota; Metazoa; Arthropoda; Insecta; Hymenoptera; Braconidae. The coding region runs from base 418 to 3222 and encodes 934 amino acids. The transcript is spliced from 12 exons. Gene Ontology annotation, molecular function: protein binding; calcium ion binding.
AGAGAGAAACGUCGUCCUCGACGGUUGUCGUUCCUCUUGUUGGUUGUAAUUACUACUACGAUGGUAAUCGUGUAUUACAUUCAAUACAAACCGGGUACUCCAUGCUAUCGUUUAUAAUUUACGUAAAACGCCCUCACAAAUACCCGGUGCGUUUUAUAAUAUAGACAAUUAUUUAUAAUUUAAAUAACCUUUCACUUAAUAUAUUUAUUUUAUUAUUAUUAUCGUUAAAUAAAUAUCUAUACGCAGGUACAUGCACUUGACAACUUAUUGUAUAUUUUUUAAAUUUAAAUGUUAAAUUAGACAGUUGAUGAUUAUUUAUUUACCGUAAUAUUAAAAAAUAUUCAUAAAUAUCUACUGGUUAAAUAAAUAAAUAAAAUUUAAAAAGUGUAACGUGGGUGUGAAGUGCGAGGGCGGGUUAUGGAGCUUUAUCCAUAUCGCGUGUAUUUACUUUUGUCUUCAUUUAUUUUAUCAUCUUUUAUUGUCGGAACGUCAAGAGCAUCUGAUGGAAUCCCUACUGAUCCUCAAAAAGUUUGUCCCCUGAGACAAUUUCAAUGUAAAAAUGGUAAUUGCUUACCUAUGCCGUGGGUUUGCGAUGGUGCAGACGACUGUAAAGAUAACUCGGAUGAGAUUCCAAGCAUAUGCAAACCAAAAUCAUGCAACCAAACUGAAUUCAAGUGCAAGAGCGGCAAGUGUAUACCAGGAAAUUGGCAAUGUGACAACGAGCGUGAUUGCUAUGAUGGUUCGGAUGAGGAUCCUGCUAUAUGCCGAAGAAUACCCUGCAAUAGAGAUACUGAAUUUCAAUGUAGCCCAGGUGAAUGUAUCGCUAAAUUCUGGAUUUGUGAUCAUCAAAAUGAUUGUCAGAAUGGAGCUGAUGAAAUAAAUUGUCACAAUACGAAAAAUUGUACAGUGGAUCAGUUCACAUGCCGUUCGGGGAAUGGCGAAUGUGUGGCACUGGCUUGGAUGUGCGACGAUAACCCGGACUGCUCAGAUGGUUCUGAUGAGGCUGACUGCAAUGACACAUGUCGCUCGGAUCAGUUCACAUGUGCCAACAAAAAAUGUAUUCAAAGCAAUUGGGUGUGCGAUAAAGACGAGGAUUGCGAUGAUGGAAGUGACGAAAAAAAUUGUCCUCCAGUAACAUGCAAUCCUGACACCGAUUUCACGUGCGCUUUGGGAAACUGCAUCCCAUUACGCUGGAGAUGUGAUGGUGAUUAUGAUUGCUCGGACCAUUCAGACGAGGAAGGGUGUAAAAAAGUAGACGGACCUACCCACUGUGCUGAGCACGAAUUUCGCUGUGAUGAUCUAACUUGCAUUCACCGUACUUGGGUUUGCGAUAAUGGAAAAGAUUGUCCGAAUGGUUCGGAUGAGUCUCCAGAGAGAUGUCAUAACGUAACAUGUCGUUCUGAUCAAUUUCAGUGUGGAGAUCGGACAUGUAUUUUAGGGCACUUAUCAUGCGAUGGAAACCCCGACUGUAAAGACGGCAGUGAUGAGAAAAAUUGUACGACAAAAGCAUCGCCCUGUGAUUCACAUACACAAUUUGAGUGUAGUGAAGGCUCUUGUAUACCAUUGGAUCGUGUAUGUGACAAGAAACCAGACUGUAUUGGUUGGGAAGAUGAGAGCCAAGAGCGAUGUGGUGUCAAUGAAUGUUUGAAAAACAACGGGGAAUGCACACAAAUAUGUGUUGAUAUGCCAAUCGGUUACAGAUGCGCCUGUCGACCUGGUUACCGGCUCAUCGAUAAUCGUACGUGUGACGACAUAGACGAGUGUCUUGAACCCGGAAGUUGUUCCCAAUAUUGUUUCAACGAAAAGGGUACAUUCAAAUGCUCAUGUGCACGCGGUUAUCUUAGAGAUCCAAAGAAUGUGACGCGUUGUAAAGCCGCCGAGGGUCAUGCUAGUCUUUUAUUCGCCCGGCGACAUGACAUCAGAAAAGUUGCUCUUGACAGACAAGAAAUGACGGCCAUUGUUAACAACACAAAAAUGGCAACGGCAUUAGAUUUUGUCUUUCGUACGGGGAUGAUAUUUUGGAGUGAUGUUCAUGAGAAAAAAAUUUACAAAGCUCCCAUUGAUGAAGGUAAUGAAAGAACGGUGGUCAUUGAUAAAGAUUCAACGACAACUGAUGGGCUUGCCGUUGAUUGGAUUUAUAAUCAUAUUUACUGGACGGAUGCUGGCAAGAAUACCAUUGAGCUAGCUAAUUUUGAAGGUAAUAUGCGUAAAACAUUGAUAAAGGAUCAAAUACAAGAGCCGAGAGCUAUUGCGUUAAAUCCACUAGAGGGAUGGAUGUUUUGGACAGAUUGGGGUGAUGAGGCACGCAUUGAAAGAGCUGGAAUGGAUGGAUCUCAUCGAUCGGUGAUUGUUGGUAGUGAAGUCACUUGGCCGAAUGGUUUAACGCUCGAUUUAGUUGGUAGAAAAGUGUACUGGGUUGACGCUAAAUUACAUAUUAUCGGAACUUGUAAUUACGAUGGUACUGGAAGACGUACUGUUUUAUAUUCACAAGAUAAUUUGAGACAUCCAUUUAGUAUAACUACCUUUGAAGAUUAUGUUUACUGGUCCGAUUGGGACAAACAGUCUAUAUUUAAAGCCAAUAAAUUUACGGGAAAAGAAGUUAAAUCAGUAACGCCACUUAGAUCAUUACAAAAUCCAAUGGUUGUUCAUGUUUAUCAUCCAUAUCGACAACCUGACGGUACUAAUCAGUGUCAAGCUGUUAAUGGACACUGUAGUCAUUUGUGUUUACCAGCACCAAAAAUAAAUUCUAGAUCGCCGGUGCUCAGUUGCGCUUGUCCUGACGGGUUAAGAUUAUUACCCGAUGGUCUAAUGUGUGUCGAGAACGUAACAACAACAACGGAACCUACGACACAAGAAUCUACGCGACCAUUCAGAAAAUUAGAGCCUGUUGUUUCAACAACGGUUUCAGGAGCUGCGGAUGUAGUUGAUACUAACGGAAACAGUAAUCUCGGCACCGAGCCAACAGAUCCUGGACUGGUUGCUGGUAUAGUUAUUGGUGUUGUAACCUUAGGUCUUCUAUUACUUGCACUGGUGGCAGUAUUAUGCUACAGGCAUUAUCUACAUCGCAAUGUCACAAGUAUGAAUUUCGAUAAUCCAGUGUACAGGAAAACUACCGAAGAUCAAUUUAGUCUCGAAAAAAAUAGAUUCCCCUUACCUACGGCAACCGUUGGCGAAGAAGCACAAGAACCCCUAACUAGCCCCGGAACCAAUGACUACGUUUAAGAUUUUUAAGUAAAUAAUCUUAUCGUAAAGACUUAGCGGGCUAAUAAAUAAUAGCCGUUACAGAAUGAAUUGUUGGAAAAAUUAAAAAGUAAAUUUAAAAAAUACGAAAAAAUGAAGAUAUAUAUUGAGAAGAUUAAAAUCGAGUUAAGGCAGUAUGUGCCUGACCAAAAUGUCCGCCUGCUGCCUGCCAAUUAAGCUGUGAUUAUGUUUAUUUUUUUGUACUAUUUUUAUUAUGUUUAAAAAACAAAAAAUAAUAACAAAAUUACUGUAAUAAUUAUUGCAUUUUCAUCGUUCGAUCAAAUAGAUUUACGUUAUUGAUCACUCACUUAUAAAUAGAUAACUAAAAAAUUUUUAAAAAUGCACACGAUUGUCACAAUUAAAUAAUUAGACGUAUAUCCUAAAAGUCGCCAAACUAAUUUUAUGAUCCACAUCAUAUAUAUAUAUAUAAAUAUAUAUACAUAAAUAUAUAUACACAGAAAAAAAAAUUUUUUGGCACAAGAAAUAUUUUGCAUUAUGAGUUAAAGACAAAACUUUUCUUAUCUGGAAAAAAUUUCUUGGCACAAGAAUUUUUUUCUCACCCC